GUGAAAGAGAUCACACGAGAGAUACAGGACAAAAAUAUUUCUGUAGAUGUUCUGAUGUGUUUGUUAAAAGAGAAGAGAAAUUUCCCAGUAGAUGAAUAUAUCAAUGAGUAAAUGAUAAAAUGGGUGGAAUAAAUGCAGAAUCUGGAUCAGAUGGAACUCCUCACUUUCUCUAAGACUAUCAGUUUUCAAGGGAGAAGAAAAUGUCUUCCCCAAACCACACUACAGUGACAGAAUUCAUUCUCUUGGGACUCACAGACGACCCUGUCCUGGAGAAGAUCCUGUUUGGGGUGUUUCUGGUGAUCUACCUGAUCACGCUGGCAGGCAAUCUCUGCAUGAUUAUGCUGAUCAGGACCAAUUCUCACCUCCAAACACCCAUGUACUUCUUCCUUAGCCACCUCUCCUUUGUAGACAUUGGCUAUUCCUCCAACAUCACUCCAAAUAUGCUGCACAACUUCCUCUCCGACCAGAAGACCAUCUCCUAUGCUGGAUGCUUCACACAGUGUCUUCUCUUCAUUGCCCUGGUGAUCACUGAGUUUUAUAUCCUUGCUUCGAUGGCAUUGGAUCGCUAUGUAGCCAUUUGUAGCCCUCUACAUUACAGUACCAGAAUGUCUAAGAACGUUUGUAUCUCUCUAGUCAUGGUGUCUUAUACUUGUGGUUUCCUUAAUGGACUCUCCCAGACACUGCUGACUUUUCACUUGUCCUUCUGUGGCUCCCUUGAAAUCAAUCAUUUCUACUGUGCAGAUCCUCCUCUUAUACUGUUGGCCUGCUCUGACGCUUAUGUCAAAAAGAUGGCGAUGUUUGUAGUCGCUGGCUUGACUCUGUCAAGCUCUCUCUUCAUCAUUGUCCUUUCCUACCUUCUCAUUAUUGCAGCCAUCUUGAGGAUCCGUUCUGCUGAAGGCAGGCACAAGGCCUUUUCUACUUGUGGUUCCCACUUGACAACAGUCACCCUAUUUUAUGGAACCCUCUUCUGCAUGUACUUAAGGACCCCAUCUGAGAAGUCUGUGGAGGAGUCCAAAAUAAUUGCAGUCUUUUAUACUUUCUUGAGCCCAAUGUUGAACCCAUUGAUUUAUAGUCUACGGAACAAGGAUGUGAUUCAUGCUAUGCAGCAAAUCAUUCAGGGAAAUCUCUUUCAUAAAAUUGAAAUUUGGUUAUCUGUUCAUUUGAAAUAA
Acinonyx jubatus (cheetah) is the source of this 1169-nucleotide messenger RNA. Its product is annotated as olfactory receptor 5M10. Bases 201 to 1169 code for a protein of 322 amino acids. The transcript has a single exon. Lineage: Eukaryota; Metazoa; Chordata; Mammalia; Carnivora; Felidae. Gene Ontology annotation, molecular function: odorant binding; G protein-coupled receptor activity; olfactory receptor activity. Gene Ontology annotation, biological process: G protein-coupled receptor signaling pathway; sensory perception of smell. Gene Ontology annotation, cellular component: membrane. The record is from RefSeq and is a predicted model, not a curated record.